AUGCUUUCCAACACCCUCGCAGCAAGCCUGCUGCUUCUCACACCCAGCGCCCUCGCCGCGCCAACAAGAACUCACUGCAGCUGCAAAAUCGUGUACAAUGACACGACUUCGACAUCACCACCACCCUCACUCUACACACCCUCUACCGCCCAUUGGACCCCCGGCAACCCCUCUGAAGACGAAAGCAAAUCACCAUUACCCGCCCCCAUCGCCGUCAGCGUCGCCGUAUGCGCAAGUCUAGGCUCCGAACUCGAGCGCUUCCGUCAUACCGAACCCGAACUCUACGAUCUGUACAUGGGCGAAGAGCAACGGAGAAAACAAGAAGAAACUAGUACUACAGAACGACGCCCACUUCCCACAGCCGUCCUCCUACGCGGCGACCAAGACAUAAUCAACCCCGGCCAUAACAGCCACAAGCACCAUGACGACCAUACAUCACGGCCUUCAAAACCCCAAGGCAGAAUCGUAUGUUUUGCAUCACCAGGAACCCUGCCCCCGCACGAUUACCAGACGUCAUCCAUGGGUCUCUGCGCACUGCAACUAAUUGUCGUGCUAUCAAUCUUUGCCUGUAUUGUAGAAGGCCUCCAACUAUGUCGAAAUUUCAUAAAACAACAAUUCUUCUCCUCUUCCGCACCAGAAAACGACCCACUUCCCCCCUCCGGCAGCCUUCGUCUCAACGGCGCCGAAAAACGGCUCCUCGCCAUCCCCGAAACACACCCUACAGACCCCAGAUACCCGCUAUGCAGCAGUCCCGGCGCAGAAAAAAAGAUGCGCGCAUAUGAAAACUCAUCGCACCUGUCCAUCUCACCAACAAAGUACUUUGUGCACCAUGGCGUUGGCGGCCGCAGAGAAUUCAUCGCCUAUGACGAUGACAGCGAUGAUGAGGUGAAUCGGCCGGUUAUGUAA
This is a messenger RNA of Exserohilum turcica Et28A, 906 nucleotides long. RefSeq lists its product as uncharacterized. The transcript is spliced from 2 exons. NCBI's taxonomy places the organism in Eukaryota, Fungi, Ascomycota, Dothideomycetes, Pleosporales, Pleosporaceae. The record is from RefSeq and is a predicted model, not a curated record. Bases 1 to 906 code for a protein of 301 amino acids.